This is a messenger RNA of Candoia aspera, 1600 nucleotides long. RefSeq names its product KDEL endoplasmic reticulum protein retention receptor 1 (gene KDELR1). Bases 204 to 842 code for a protein of 212 amino acids. Gene Ontology annotation, cellular component: cis-Golgi network; membrane; endoplasmic reticulum. Gene Ontology annotation, biological process: protein retention in ER lumen; endoplasmic reticulum to Golgi vesicle-mediated transport. Gene Ontology annotation, molecular function: ER lumen protein retrieval receptor activity. The transcript has 5 exons. Lineage: Eukaryota; Metazoa; Chordata; Lepidosauria; Squamata; Candoiidae. The record is from RefSeq and is a predicted model, not a curated record.
UCCCCUCCCCUUUUGUGGCCUUCGUUCCCAGCCAUCCUUAUGCACGCCCUUGUAAUCCGGCUUGCGGUUUUAGAUCCAAAGGUUCGAGAAAAUAAAACGAUUUCUUCUUCAUCAACCCACUCUGCUCUCGUCCCCUGCUCUUUAUGCAGAUUUCCCAUUGAGAAAGUAAGCAAAGCUUUCCACAGCAACCCACCCGGAACACGAUGAAUCUAUUCCGCUUCCUGGGAGACAUUUCUCAUCUGUUGGCUAUCAUCAUCCUGCUAUUGAAGAUCUGGAAGACCCGAUCAUGUGCUGGGAUCUCUGGGAAGAGUCAAGCUCUCUUUGCCAUUGUUUUCACUACUCGGUACCUAGAUCUGUUUACCAACUACAUCUCGUUGUACAACACCUCCAUGAAGGUGGUGUAUGUUGCCUGUUCCUAUGCUACUGUAUGGAUGAUCUAUAGCAAAUUCAAAGCCACCUAUGAUGGCAACCAUGACACCUUCAGAGUGGAGUUCCUGGUUAUUCCUACAGCAGUGUUAGCUUUCCUAGUGAAUCAUGAUUUCACACCCCUAGAGAUUCUCUGGACCUUCUCCAUCUACCUGGAGUCAGUGGCUAUUUUGCCACAACUCUUCAUGGUCAGUAAAACAGGUGAGGCAGAGACAAUCACCAGUCAUUAUCUCUUCGCUUUGGGAGUCUACCGCGCCCUCUACCUGUUCAACUGGAUUUGGCGUUAUCAGUUUGAGGGCUUCUUCGACCUCAUUGCCAUUGUGGCUGGCUUGGUGCAAACUAUCCUAUACUGCGAUUUCUUCUACCUCUACAUUACAAAAGUUCUAAAAGGCAAGAAGUUGAGUUUGCCUGCAUAAGUUAAGAUCAAGACAGCAACAAAAUACUUUGGCCGAGGAGAAUGAAGGGAAUGCUUCACAGAAAAUUAGACAUGCAGAUUCAGAUUUCUUUUUUUAAAAAAGUUAGUGACCUAUUGAUCUCAACUUCCACCCUGAACUUUUAUCUAAGUGUGGUUUGAGACAAAACAAUGGAUGGUUAUUCUACUCAACAGACUGCUAUAGACGGGGGUGAGGCAAAAUGCAGCUUGAAUCCCAAGCUAAUAAUGACUACUCCUGGUUAAUAUGUAGAUUGUAGAUUUGGGGGUUUUUUUUAAACCCAUUUUGAUCAUUCUCAGUGUCUAAAAUGCUCAAGUAUUAUUUUUUGAUGAAUCAGCACACGUAGGAAAUAUAAUUAAAAAAACCUCUGUUAUCUCUAUCCUCUUAGUUUGCACUCAUUAUUUUGGGUGCUAUGUUGAUAAAUGCUAAUAAGAUGUAAGCUUUUCUGUUCAUGAAGGCCUGGUGCUGCAAAGCUAUCCAGAUAGACAGGAGUGCUUGCAAAUUGUGUUUCUUUUAAGUAUGGGUUUUUCUUUGGAUCUCAGUUUUUGAAACAUUAGUGGCAAGAAAAUACCCUCUCCUUUAAAUAUUUGUCACUUAACUCUUCAUUUUUGUAUUAUUUGAUGGUUAAACCUUCAUCCACUUUAAAUAAAAUGGAAAAAACUCUUCCCCUUAUUAAUUAGUGCCUUUGUGGGAAGGAUGGGAAUUUAAAUAAAAAUAAAUUCUGCUUUUUUUCCUGUUUGUAA